This is a messenger RNA of Colletotrichum higginsianum IMI 349063, 1128 nucleotides long. Its product is annotated as Glycosyltransferase sugar-binding region containing DXD domain-containing protein. Gene Ontology annotation, cellular component: mannan polymerase complex. Gene Ontology annotation, molecular function: alpha-1,6-mannosyltransferase activity. Lineage: Eukaryota; Fungi; Ascomycota; Sordariomycetes; Glomerellales; Glomerellaceae. Gene Ontology annotation, biological process: protein N-linked glycosylation. Bases 1 to 1128 code for a protein of 375 amino acids. The transcript is spliced from 2 exons. The record is from RefSeq and is a predicted model, not a curated record.
AUGCUCACUCCGAGGAGAGCCGUCGCCGUUGCGGCGUUCCUACUAGUCGUCUUCUACCUGAUAUCCUCCUCCCACGAAUCGCCCACCGUCGCAAAAGCACCCGUCGCAGCCUCGAACCAUGACACGACAGACGCCAAAAAGUCGUCCUCGAGCGCACAGACCUCGACUGAUGGUGACAUCAAGCCCUCGGCCCCCAAGGUUGCGACGCCGAAGCAGAAGCCCAUGAUGGACAUGUCCAAAAUGUCACUGUAUGACAAGCUGGCAUACCAAUACCCCUACGACCCCGAGACGCGCUUCCCGGCCUACAUCUGGCAGACGUGGAAGUGGACGCCCGCCGACGAGGAGUUUAACUUCCGCGAGCAGGAGGCCAGCUGGAGCGAGCAGCACCCCGGCUUCGUCCACGAGGUCAUCACCGACAAGGUCGCGGUCAACCUGCUGCGCCUGCUGUACGCGUCCGUCCCCGAGGUGCUCAAGGCGUACGACGCGCUGCCCCUGGCCGUCCUCAAGGCCGACUUCUUCCGGUACCUGAUCUUGCUCGCGCGCGGCGGCAUCUACUCGGACAUUGACACCUUUGCCAUCCGCUCCGCCCUCGAGUGGAUCCCCGAGCGCAUCCCGCGAGAGAGCGUCGGCCUCGUCAUUGGCAUCGAGGCCGACCCCGACCGGCCCGACUGGAAGGACUGGUACAGCCGCCGCAUUCAGUUUUGCCAGUGGACGAUCCAGUCGAAGCCCGGCCACCCGGUCCUGCGCGAGAUUGUCGUCCGCAUCACGGAGGAGGCUCUGAAGCGCAAGAAGGCGGGCGAGUUGGACAACAUUAUCGACAAGAACGUGGUCGAAUUUACGGGCCCUGCCGUCUGGACGGACACCAUUUUCGACUACUUCAACGACCCCCGGUUCUUUGACAUGAAGAAUUCCAAGGGCCCCAUCGACUGGAAGAACUUUACGGGCAUGGAGACGUCCAAGAAGGUGGGCGACGUCGUGGUGCUUCCCAUCACCAGCUUCAGCCCCGGCGUGCAACAAAUGGGGGCCAAGGACUACGACGACCCCAUGGCUUUUGUCAAGCACGACUUUGAAGGUACCUGGAAGCCGGAAGAGCUCCGCCACAUUGGCGAGCAAAACGAGGAGUCGUAA